GCCCCCAUCCUCAGGGAUAGCUCAGUGUAGCCGUAGUAAGGAGACGUGAGUCACAAAGAUAGGAAAUGAUGCGUGGGAACAUGCAUUUAUUUAGACUCUGGCAGUGUAUGAGAAUGAGGUUUCUUGUGUGGCUUUGUCUCUGAGAAAAUGAGUGGAGACUGGCUCUGGUUUCUGUGUGAGAGGUCACCUUCAAACAUUAUUAUGUCACUGGCAGAAUUCAAAGUGAUAGGGUCUCUGUAGCCGAGGCUAGCUUCAGAUUUGUGAUGCUCUUCCUGCCUUGGCCUCCUGAGCUGUAGGAUUACAGACUUGGGCACCACACCAUGCUCUCAUAACUAACUUUCAUUCUGUCUUGUUUUACUAUGAUCAGGUGAUUUUCCAUAUAUUGUUAUACAAAUGUAGAUUUUCCAAGCGCUGAUUUUGUUCAAAGAAAACCUAGGAGAUGGUGAGCCUGGCGUGAUACUGCAUGUCUGUAAUCCCAGGUGCUCUGGAGCCUGGAGCAGCAGGACUGUGAGCUGGAGGGCAGCUUUGGAAACUUAGUUUCUCAAAAUAAGAGACAAAGUAAACAGGGCCUGAUGGCAUACCUCAAUCCCGAUACUUGGAAGGCAGAGGCAGGUGGAUCUUUGUAAAUCUGAAGCCAACGCGGUCUGCAUAGUGAGCUCUAGGCCAGCCAGGGUUAUAGUGAGACGCUGUCUCGAAAAAAGACAGCCACAAUUCCAUCCGGUACCCUUAGUUGUACAAGUAGCAGCUCUGACUUCAGGGACUUCCUGGAAAAGGAGAGCUCCAGCUUUGGCCUCUUUCCUCGCUCCAUGGGCUAAGAAAAGAUCCUGGGGGCUCCCAGCUCGGUUUGCGGGGCCAAAAAAGAGCCUCCCAGCUUCGGGGUCCAGAGAUGUUCUGGCUGGUGCGUCCCCAGGGCAGGGCGCGCUAGCCACCAGCGCGUGGCUGAGCAGACUGGGUGGAGAAGGGGUAGCACCGAGUCACCUGCAGCCACUUUUCUUUGCUCACGUGACUCAUCUGGUCUCUCCCACCUCUUGGACUCUAGUCUUCAGGCUUCUGGUGUUUGUACUCUUUAAUCCGUCUCUCUGCUUGUACCACCCCCUCUAAUGGGAACAUGUUCACAUCUCUGUCAGCAGGGAACAUCAGUGGCCGUGUGACACCCACGCAUUAGUGUCUCAGUCCCUGUCACUCCCCCCUGCCCCAUCUGUGGCCCCUCCCGUCCCCGUGGACAGCUCCUCAACGUUAAACUUCGGUGUUGAUUUUCGUCUUGGGGUUCUGAGCGUUGAGUCCACGCUGGGGCCUGUGUGUGCUGGGGAAUGCUGUGACUCUGGCUGCAUCCCAGUUGGGUUGUUUGAAAUGAGGGCAUGGGUCUGUUAAGUUGCCCAGGCUAACUUCCAGUUCAGUUUUCCUACCUCGGCUUUCAGAGGAACCGAAUUUCCUGGCAUUUGCCACCUGGCGACACCGGAUGCCUUUCAGUUCCUGCCGCCACUUUGGUUCUUCCAAAGCACUACACUAUUGUUGGGGUCUUCACAAAGCGUUUCUUUUUGCAUGGUGGCAGGUUUCUCUUUCCCACCUACCCCUUCAUUCUCAGAGGAUGAGAGAGAAAAAUAUCACCUACUCAGGUAGCUUAAUUUGAGGAUGUGACAGGACAAAGUGUGAGGAACUGGGUAGACUAGACCCCUUGAGAGACUUAAUUAAAAGUCAGUUAACUGGGUCACCAGCGCCCAAGGCAGCGUCCCAGGAAGGAACCAGGAACAUAAACCCCCUUCCACCCUCUCUCCCGGCUCCUCAUUGGUAGGAGCAGCUGGAAGCCAGGGGCCGUUGUAUGUCAUAUAGACUAAUGUCCUUGGCCAGAGCGAGGGUGGAGAAAGAAAGGUGCUGAAGGUGGGGAGCUGAAAUUGAUGACAGCUGCUUGUACCAUUAAAGCUGGAUUCUAGAUUUCUGUCCUCAGGCUCUGACAGUUCUCAUACUGUGCUCAUGCUGAGUUCUCUCAAAUGUGUGUUCGUCUUGACUGAUUUAAGCUAUUAGAUGAGUGUGAAAACUGACUCCCUUGGAGACCUCAGAACCGCAGCCAGUUCGUCGGCUACACUCCGCUCACACUGGCCUCCCUACAGUAGUGUAGGUGCCCUCAGCACCGCCCCCCAAUGGAGGGUCAUCUGACCUCCAUUUCGCCUCUUCUUCACAAGUGUGAGUGCCUGUGCCCAAGGGGACCAGAGAAAGGGCGAUCAGAUACCCUGGAACUGGAGUCACAGAUGGCUGAGAGCCAUCCUGGGGUGCUGGGAGCUGAACCCUAGCCUUUGCGAGAACGGCAGCCAGUGCUCUUAACCACUGAGCCGGCUCUCCAGCCCAGCUCCAGUUCACACUUUAUCAUCAGCCCCCGAGUGUUACAGGAUCUGACCCCGCACAUACUCCUGCAGUCUGGUUCCUCUCUUCCCAGUAGCACUGCUGUCUGGGACCCCGUCCCCUCUGGUCUGAAUGACUACACCAGCCUGGUCGCUGUUCUCUGGCUCAGGGCUGAAGUGCCCCUGGUGAGCACUGCCUGACACUCUCGUGUGGACAGACGCACCACUCCUCAGCCUCAGAUCAUUCGCUGCUUUUUUAUUUGGGGGUGUGUGUGUAAGGAUUUUUGUUUGUUUAUUUGAGACAAGAUUUCUCUGUGCAUAUCCUUGGUUGUCCCAGAACUCACUCUGUAGACCAGGAUGACCUCAGACUCUCAGAGAUCCACCUGCCUCUGCCCCCUGAGUGCUGGGACUAGAGGUGUGCCCCACCACUGACCAUUUUGUUUUGUUUGUUUGUCUUGGAACUUGCUCUGUGAUGAGGCUGGCCUUGAACUCACAGAGAUCCCCUGCCUGCCUCCCUAGAUGCUGGGAUUACAGGUGUGUACCAUCACCACAAACAAAAAAAGUCUAUUUUUUUGUUUGUUUUUUUUGAGACAGGGUUUCUCUGUGUAGCUUGUCCUGGAACUCUGUAGACCAGGCUGGCCUUGAACUCAGUACGUAGAGAUCUGUCUGCUUUUGUAAAAGGUGAAGUUCAUACCUGCUCGUUGCCCAUCUUUAGAUUUAGUUAGUGUUUGCUUGUGUUCCUCGGUUUUCUUUACACAUUUAGCCUUUUGACCAGACACUCACUAGUGAAAUAGUGACACUCAAAGGAAAGUGCAUGGAAUGAUUGGGAAAUUGCUGUUCCUGGAGAGAUUGUGGGGACUGGAGCAUUACCAGUGAUCGUGCUCAGCCGGGGACCCUGAGCCCGAAAGAGCCGGGGGCCCCGACUUCCCUGUCAUACCAGCCCAGAAUGCCAGCCCCAUUAGACAACUACAGAAAUAAGACAGUGUCUUGGUUAAGACAUUGUGGUUUUUUAAAAACUUGUAUUUCCAGGCAUUCUGGCACACAUCUCUAAUCUUAUCACUCAGAAGGCAGGGGCUCGGAAUUCAAGGUCGGCCUGAUCUACACAGGGAGUUCCAAGACAGCCAGCCAGGACUACAUAGAGAGACCUUGUUUCAAAACUAAAUUCUAUUCAGGCACAGUGUUGCCCAUCUGUGAUCCUAGUGCUCUAAGGCAGAAGUAGGAAAACCCUGAGUUUGACCCUGGACAUAGACUCUGUCUCAAAAAUACACAUACGUUAUUAUAUGAAGUCGUCUACUUCCAACUCAUGCAGAGUCCUGGACAUUCCACUGUCUCUGCCACAAGAGUGAGUUCCAAAUGACAGAAGCCUGGCCUUUGCUCAGCCGGCAAACAGUGUGGAGCCCAUCCUAAGCUGGCUCUCUCCAACGGCAGACCCUGUGCCGUUGAGCAAACUGCCCCUCGCCACAUCCAGAUGGAAGAGGCUCCUGUGCUGAUUGCAGCUAAGUCCUGUCCGCCCCCUGAAGAGGAAAUUCCUCUACGCUGCGCCCUGCUCUGUAGGCCUGCUGGGUAGUGAUAUGGGGUCUGAGGAGACAGAGCUGCUUCCCAAGGAAGAAGCCUGUGAAGAGUCUGUGCCGCAUGGGCUGACAGGAAAGCUUGCACAGGCGGAGUACAGAGGCCAUGAGCGUGGAACAGCUGAAGGAGAUGUGUCAGAAGGCCGUUUGAGCGGGUCCUCCGGAGGGAUUACAGAACAGAUGUGUCCCCAGGAGAAAGAGCUCGGAUCAGGCUUGAUUAUCCCCAGGGAGCCAUCCUCUGGUGAGAGAGGCCAGAAGCAGAGGGAGCGUGCCAGAGGCUCGGGUCCUGAGCCAAGUGUGGUGAUGUGCCCCGGAGCUGCGUCAGCGGAGAACCCUGCGGCCGGGGGAGAGCUCACUAAAGCGCGGGGGCCGCCUGGGGGAGAAAGGCCCCACACGUGUAAAGAAUGUGGGAAGGCCUUUAACCAGAACUCGCAUCUCAUCCAGCACGUGAGGGUGCACAGUGGAGAAAAGCCCUUCGAGUGCAAGGAGUGUGGAAAGACAUUCGGAACCAACUCCAGCCUGCGGAGGCACCAGAGGAUCCACGCCGGGGAGAAGCCCUUCGCCUGCAGCGAGUGCGGGAAGGCCUUCAUCCAGAGCUCACACCUGGUCCACCACCACCGGGUCCACACCGGAGAGCGGCCCUACAGGUGCGCCGACUGCGGGAAGGCCUUCAGCCAGAACUCGGCCCUGAUCCUGCACCAGCGCGUGCACACCGGGGAGAAGCCGUACGCCUGCGGCGAGUGCGGCAAGACCUUCCGCGUCAGCUCGCAGCUCAUCCAGCACCAGAGGAUCCACACGGAGGAGAGGUACCACGAGUGCGGCGAGUGCGGCAAGGCCUUCAAGCACAGCUCGGGCCUCAUCCGCCACCAGAAGAUCCACACCGGGGAGCGGCCCUACCUGUGCGGCCAGUGCGGGAAGGGCUUCGGGCAGAGCUCGGAGCUGAUCCGCCACCAGCGGGUCCACACGGGGGACAAGCCCUACGAGUGCGGCCAGUGCGGGAAGACCUUCGGCCAGAACUCGGAGGUCAUCCGGCACGCCCGGAUCCACACCGGGGAGAAGCCCUACGCCUGCCGCGAGUGCGGGAAGGCCUUCCGCGGCAACUCGGAGCUCCUGCGGCACCAGAGGAUCCACACCGGGGAGAGGCCCUACGAGUGCUUCGAGUGCGGCAAGGCCUUCCGGCGGACCUCGCACCUCCUCGUCCACCAGCGGGUCCACGCCGGAGAGAGGCCCCAUCAGUGCCACGCCUGCGCACGGACCUUCUGGGACACCUCCGAGCUGCUGCUUCACCAGAAGGUUCACGUGGGGGAGAAGCCCUACGAGUGUGGCGAGUGCGAGAGGUCGUUCACCCAGCUCUCGCAGCUCGCCGUCCACCGCAGGAGCCACACGGGGGAGAAGCCCUACGAGUGCCAGCGCUGCCGCAAGACCUUCACCCGCAGCUCGCACCUCCUCCGCCACCAGAGCGCCCACUGCGCGGAGUGAGGCGCGCCGGGCUGCGCGGGGUGAGGCGCGCCGGGCUGCGCGGGGUGAGGCGCGCCGGGCUGCGCGGGGUGAGGCGCGCCGGGCUGCGCGGGGUGAGGUGCGCCUGAGCGGGGUGAGGCGCGCCAGGCUGCGCGGGGUGAGGCGCGCCGGGCUGCGCGGGGUGAGGCGCGCCUGCGCGGAGCAGGCUGCUCACGCCCCCCUGCUGCCCGCUCGGCGUGCCGGCGCCGCCUGUGAGCGUUUACUGAAUUAAACCACAGGAGUGUUUCA
Molecule: messenger RNA, 5650 nt
Organism: Meriones unguiculatus (Mongolian gerbil)
Lineage: Eukaryota; Metazoa; Chordata; Mammalia; Rodentia; Muridae
Gene: Zfp3
Product: ZFP3 zinc finger protein
Exons: 2
Coding region: 3908-5383 (491 amino acids)
Biological process (GO): regulation of transcription by RNA polymerase II; central nervous system development
Cellular component (GO): nucleus
Molecular function (GO): RNA polymerase II cis-regulatory region sequence-specific DNA binding; DNA-binding transcription factor activity, RNA polymerase II-specific
Source: RefSeq, a predicted model, not a curated record